AUGCCUGUGAAUAACAUCAUCGUCUUUAACAAUUACUUUUAAUAGAAAUAGGAUAAUAAAAUCAGAACAUAAAUUUCUAAAUUAGAUUUAUAAAAUAAAUAAAUGGGAUAGCAAGGGAAUUAAAAGUUAAAAUGUUAGCAAGAUGAUCAUUAGGAUGAUAUAGAAACGAUUUGCUAUAAUUAAUUUUGUCAAGACUUCAGAUUAAAUUGUUUUAAAUGUAAUAAGAGAAAAAUCCAUCUUGAUCAUUCGAAUGAUGUUGAAAAAAUCAAUAGUUUGAUUGGAUUUAUUGAAAAUACGAAUAAAGUAUGUGAUAAUUUGAUUGAUGAUCUUAAUUCAUAUGUAGAAAAUCUAAAUCAAUCAUUUUCUUAAUUAAAAAGAGGAAUCAGAUUAAAAUAUUCAAUACAAAAAGAAAGAUUAAUAAAUUUAAGCUCAAAGCAAUUACAUGACUAUUUGAAUUCAACCAUAACACUAAUUGAAUAUAAACAAUCAGUGAAAUAAAUCAUUUCUGCUUAGGCUAAGAAAUUGACUCAUACAUUUAAUAAUUUAUAUGAAUAAUUAUAAUUAUUGUCAUUUAAUUAUUAUUAGGUUGAUAGUAGUUCAAUAAAAUUAUCAGAAGAUUUAUAUGAUAAAGGUAAUUUUGUAUUAUAAUUUUUAGGUUUUGAUUUAUUUUUGAAAACUAAUUAUUCAGAGGCAAUAGAUAUUUUAGAUAUGUCAAUUCAAUUUAAUCCUAAGAACUACUUAUCUCUGGGGUGCAAAGGUGAAUAUUAUAGUAAAAUUAAUAGGUGCGUGCUUACGAAAGUUAAAUAAGUAUGAGGAUGCAAUAAGUUGGCUCAAUAAAAUAUUAUCUAUUAAUCCUAAGCAUAUUUUUUCCAUAUUGGAAAAAGGUUGAUUGAAUGAUAAUUAAAUUAAUAGGUAAAUGUUUAAGAUUGUUAAAUCAAUAUGAGGAUGCAAUCAUUUGGUUAGAUUAAGCAUUAGCAAUUGAUCCUAAGCAUGUUUUUUCCUUAUCCUAAAAAGGUUGAUCGAUUAAUACAUUAAUAGGAGAAUGUUUAAGAAUGUUAAAAAAAUAUGAGGAGGCAAUUUUUUGGCUGGAUCAAGCAUUAGCUAUUGAUCCGAAGGAUGUUUUUUCAUUAUCCGAAAAAGGUUGAUUGACUCAUAAUUAAAUUAAUAGGUGCAUGCUUACGAUAGUUAAAUAAGUAUGAGGAUGCAAUCUGUUGGCUAGAUCAAGCAUUAGCAAUUAAUCCUAAGCAUGUUUUCGCUAUAAAAAUCAAAGGUAUAUUGAAUCUUAAUAUUUAAUAGAAUUUUGCAAGUAGGAAUUGAGUUAAUGA
Molecule: messenger RNA, 1325 nt
Organism: Paramecium octaurelia
Lineage: Eukaryota; Ciliophora; Oligohymenophorea; Peniculida; Parameciidae
Source: the annotation of a GenBank genome assembly